ACGACCGCUCUAAGAGCAGCCACUCUGCUGUAGACGUGUGCAUCACAUCAGACGACAAGCGUUACUUUGACAGUGAGACGGACGACAUAUCAAACCUGGAGAGCAGCGUCCUGGAGAAUCCUGGAGACACUCAGCUGUGGAUCAAACUGGCCUUUAAGUACCUGAGUCAGAGUGAAACGUCUGCGGGCGAGAGUUUGGAGGCCGCCCUCAACACGCUUUCUCGUGCUCUGGAAAGUAACUGUGACGACCCGGAGGUGUGGAGCCACUACCUGUCUCUGUUCUCCAGACGAGGCAGCAGGGAGGAGGUGCAGGAGAUGUGCGAGAUGGCUGUGGAGCACGCCCCCGACCACAGAGUGUGGUGGAACUACCUGAACCUGGAGAGCUCAUUCGAGGGGCGGGACUAUGUCUGUGAUCGUCUGCUGCACUUCCUGCUGACGGAGGCGUCGUCACGACUCACAGAGAAACUGUCUUUCCAGCUGAUGGAGGCUCUGCUCUACAGAGUCCAGCUCAACCUGUUCACCGGCAGGAUGGAGAGCGCACUCGCCAUUUUACAG
This is a messenger RNA of Paralichthys olivaceus (Japanese flounder), 554 nucleotides long. NCBI's taxonomy places the organism in Eukaryota, Metazoa, Chordata, Actinopteri, Pleuronectiformes, Paralichthyidae. The record is from RefSeq and is a predicted model, not a curated record.